AUGGCGGACCCAUUCGAGGUCCGCAUGCGAUUCAGCUUGCAGUUGCAGCACUUGAACGCCUCUGUAGUUUCUGCUCAAAAAGCUGCCCAGUAUGCCUUAAAAUACAAAGACAUGGAUGAGGACUUGCACUCGUGCAUCCUUGAACAGGUUGAAAGAAAUAACAUGAAUACACGCGCAAACAUUAUGUACUUUAUUGAGCACUUUCUGGACUUGGCGCAACAGGGGCAUGCCGAAUACGUUCGUAUGAUGCAACGCGAUAUCAUUCGGGUGGUGGAUGCUGUUGCUCCUGAUGACGGAUCUGGCGCCACAAAUGUCAAGGUGGUUCGAAAGGUCUUGCAAGGUCUCCAGACCAAGGGGCAUUUGGAGUCUCAAGCCGUUAGCCAGAUCGAGGACGUUCUAAAAGAACGCGAGAUCAACGAGGCUGAUUUGAGUCCUGCGUCGCCACCCAGCGAUGUUGAAAUGACAGACAAGUCAGAUGGCCAGACCGUACCCAAGUCGGCACAAAAAUCAGCACCACAUCGCUUGGAUAAACGCCAAGUCGAACAGCGCAUAGAGGAAGACAGGGAGCGUCAUAAGCGGCAACGGGAGAGUAUUUGGGCUAUACCCAAGACUGAGGACGCAGAGAUGAACAAAUUGUGGGAGGAAACUAGUGAUUUCGGCGAAGAUGACGACCGGUUGCUCUCUGAGGAAACCGAAGAUUGCGUCAAAGAAAUGGAGAUGCAGCAUUGUCCACAUAGGCGCUCUGCAAAUGGAGACCACCACUAG
This is a messenger RNA of Metarhizium brunneum ARSEF 3297, 765 nucleotides long. It is a transcript of the gene ctk3, whose product is annotated as CTD kinase subunit gamma. The record is from RefSeq and is a predicted model, not a curated record. NCBI's taxonomy places the organism in Eukaryota, Fungi, Ascomycota, Sordariomycetes, Hypocreales, Clavicipitaceae. Gene Ontology annotation, cellular component: CTDK-1 complex. Gene Ontology annotation, biological process: positive regulation of DNA-templated transcription, elongation; positive regulation of transcription by RNA polymerase I.